This is a messenger RNA of Lepus europaeus (European hare), 3532 nucleotides long. RefSeq names its product toll-like receptor 13. Gene Ontology annotation, biological process: inflammatory response; immune response; toll-like receptor signaling pathway. The record is from RefSeq and is a predicted model, not a curated record. Bases 357 to 3275 code for a protein of 972 amino acids. Gene Ontology annotation, cellular component: membrane. Gene Ontology annotation, molecular function: transmembrane signaling receptor activity; protein binding. Lineage: Eukaryota; Metazoa; Chordata; Mammalia; Lagomorpha; Leporidae. The transcript is spliced from 2 exons.
GAGCUUUAAGCAGCUAAGCAGCUCAAGAGCUCUCAGAGAGUAAGACAUCUGGAGGAAGUUGUGGUGGGCAGACGGUGAAAUCUGCUCAUCAGAAAUGCAGCAAGCAGGAUUUGGGCACUUUUGAAAAAUCUCCCUGGCACACACAGUAAAAGACGAAGUCUGAAGAGGAACAAAAUGCUUUAUGCUUUUGGACCCAUGUCGUAAGAGCUUUGCGAAAUUAUCUUGAGGUUUUGAAGAUUCCCACAAGAGAAGGUCCUCAUUUGAAAGAAAAUCUGGCUACAGAAAGACGAACGAAAGGAACACGUACUAAGAGCUACUCAAAGAAAAGCCAAGAUGGAAAGACCAUUCCUUCAAAUAUGAGCCUCACCCAUGCAAAGAGUUUUUUUUUUCUUACAGUAAUUCUGAGGCCUGGGACUGACACGAUGGGCGUGGAGAGUGUCCUGCCUCCUCAGCAGCUCUGGCCCAUUUUAAUUGGGCUUUCUCUACUGUCUUUGGCAGAGCCAUAUGGGUUCAGUAAAUGCACACAGUAUGCAUUAGACAUUCGCCAUGUGUUCUGCAUUCGGAAGAAGAUCACUAACUUGACAGAUGCCAUUAGUGACAUCCCUGGAUAUACCACUCACCUCAAUCUGACACAGAACCAAAUUCAGGUCCUUCCUCCCCAUAGUUUCACUAAUUUGUCUGCUCUGGUGGACUUGAGACUGGAGUGGAAUUCCAUUUGGAAGAUUAGUGAGAGGGCCUUUUGGGGACUUGAAAACUUGACCCUUUUGAAUUUAGUAGAAAAUAAGAUUCAAAGUGUGAACAACUCAUUUGAGGGCCUUUCCAACUUGGAGACCUUGCUCCUGAACCACAAUAAAAUUUCCCAUAUUCACCAGGACGCCUUUGUCCCUCUUGUCAAAUUGAAACAUUUAAGCCUAUCUCGAAACUUUAUUACCAAUUUUUCCAAUGUACUUGAAGCAGUCCAGCAUCUUCCAUGCCUGAAGUAUCUUGAUCUUACUAACAACAGUAUCAUCUCCUUGGAUCAAAGCCCCAGGACAUUGCUUUCCUUGACCCAUCUGAGCCUACAGGGGAACAAGCUAAUGAAGUUAAAUUUCUCUGCUUUGUCCCUGCCGAAUCUGACCACUCUGGAUGUCUCCCGGAAUAGCCAUCAAGUCAUUCAGCGUGUGUAUGUGCAAACUCUGCCCCAGUUGAAGAGCUUGAAUCUAAGCGCAACAAUAGUGAAGCUGGAAAUGCUUCCACCCGAACACCUGCAGAAUCUAAGGGAAGUGGACCUCAGCAACUGGGAGCUCAGAGGUGAUCACUUAAACUUGAAUGCAGUGUGCCACCUGCUCAGAAACUUGCCCCUAUUAGAGGCUUUGACUUUUCAGAAAAUCUCCACUGAUGCAGAGGGCAUAAAGCAUCUUGCCAACUGCACCAGACUUUUGUCCCUUGACUUGAGCCAAAGCAAGGAUCUGGGUCGCCUCGAUGGCAAUGAGUUUGUGGCUAUGCCCAGCCUCCAAAAGCUGAAUCUUAAAAAGUGCCAACUUUCCUUUGUCAGUAACAGGACCUGGAGUUCCCUCCAGAAUUUGACAUCCCUAGACCUGAGCCAUAACAUGUUUAAAUGGCUUCCAGAUUUUGCAUUUUCUCCCUUGAAGAGCCUACAGACUCUCUUUCUCUCUCGAAACCCCAUCACAGAAAUCAAUAAUAUGACUUUCAAGGGGCUGUAUUCAUUGAAGGAGCUCAACUUGGCUUAUUGUUGGAUAGUGACAAUUGAUAGACACUCCUUUACCCAGCUUCCAAACUUAGAGAGCUUAGAUCUUGGAGGCAACAAUCUUCGAACUCUAAAAUACAAAACCUUUGAAUCCCUGAAGAAGCUCCAAGUUCUGAUUCUCUCUCGGAACCGCCUGGAAACUAUAGAGGCAAGAGCGUUCUCUGGCCUUGCUUACCUUUCUAAUCUUGACCUGACAAGCAACAGGUUGUCAGGUUUUCAUAAAGACCUCUUCUUGGGCCUGGAAAGGCUGGAAGUUUUGAAUCUCAGUUUUAAUAAAAUCACAUAUGAAACUACAAGGAACUUGACAUUUCCUCCAUUUAUGAACCUCAAGUCUUUGAAACAACUCAACCUGGAAGGACAAGCACAUGGACUUCAGGUUGUUCCAGUGAACUUCUUCCAAGGGCUGGCUGGCCUGCAGGAGCUACUCCUAGGGAAAAAUCCCAUGGUAUUCCUGGACCACCUGCAAUUUGAUCCCCUGAUAAACCUCACAAGGCUGGAUAUCUCUGGAACAAAAGCUGGAGACAGAAGUCUCUAUUUAAAUACUUCCAUAUUCAAAAAACUCAAGAAAUUAAAGAUACUGUGCCUUGAAAACAACAACUUAGAAUCGCUGACUCCUGGCAUGUUCUCUGGCUUAGAAAGCCUUCAGGUCUUCUCCUUAAGAUUCAAUAGCUUAAACAUCAUUAAUCAAAGCCAUCUGGAAAAUUUGAAGUCUUUGAUGUACUUUGAUCUCUAUGGGAACAAACUUCAGUGCAACUGUGACAAUCUGUGGUUCAAGAACUGGUCAACAAACACAGCUCAUGUCCAUAUCCCCUACCUCCGGAGCUACCCCUGUCAGCAGCCAAAUUCUCAGAGUUUGUUGAUAGAUUUUGAUGAUGCUUUGUGUAAUUUUGACCUGGGAAAGGUCUACUUCUUCUGUUCCUUCAGUGUGGUCCUCACAACCAUGGUCUUCUCAUGGUUCAGUGCCAAGAUAACUUCAUCCCUGUGGUAUGGGCUGUACAUAUUUAGAGCCUGGUACGUAGCUAAAUGGCACAGGUCAGAGAAGGAGUUCAUCUAUGAUGCCUUUGUUUCUUUCACUGCCACCGAUGAGCUGUGGGUGUACAAAGAGCUUGUUCCAGCCCUAGAAGAAUGUGGCCAGCCUACCUUUAAGCUCUGUCUCCAUCACCGGGACUUUGAACCAGGUGUGGACAUCUUUGAGAACAUCCAGAAUGCCAUCAACACCAGCCGGAAAACUUUGUGUGUGGUCAGUAACCACUACUUGCACAGUGAAUGGUGUCGGCUUGAAGUACAGCUGGCCAGCAUCAAGAUGUUCUACGAGCAUGAAGAUGUUAUUAUCUUGAUUUUCUUGGAAGAGAUCCCCGACUAUAAGUUGUCCAAUUACCACCGACUCCGGAAACUUGUGAACAGACAGACUUUUAUCACUUGGCCAGACAAUGUCCAUGAAAGGCCACUCUUCUGGGCUCGCAUUAGAAAUGCACUGGGCAACAAAACUGUGGAGCAAGACAAUGCACGACUAAUUGUGGCCGAGUGACUGGAAGCUUUGUGACCUCAGAUUCAGCUUCUAAUGUUGCCCAAGAUCUGUAGAGGCUGAGUGUGACUUAAAGGUACCUUCUCUGCAGGCAGAAGGGCGUCGAUUGCUCCUGAUCAUAAAACCCAGGAACUUGGCCGGCGCCGUGGCUUAACAGGCUAAUCCUCCACCUUGCAGCGCCAGCACACCGGGUUCUAGUCCCGGUUGGGGCGCCGGAUUCUAUCCCGGUUGCCCCUCUUCCAGGCCAGCUCUCUGCUAUG